CGCGUCGCGACUAAUCGAUCACUAAUUUAACAUCUAAACCAUUUAACUGUCUUAAAAAAAAGCUCUAGUUGUGUUACUUUAUCACACAACCGCGUUAUAUUGCGUGUUUUGCUAAAGAGCAAAUAUUUGAUACUAUUGUGUGGAUACACGAUCUGUGUUUGUGUUUUUUUUUUAGCUUACGUCAAAUAGAAAUUGUUGUCGAUCGGGUUUAUGAACGUAACUGGAAUGUUCGGCAAGUUUUUAUUAGUUUGGAGGUGAACAUGUCUCUAAGAGAGUUGAAAGUAUGCCUGCUUGGGGAAACGGGGGUUGGAAAGUCAAGUAUCGUGUGGAGGUUUGUGGAGGAUAGUUUUGACCCUAACAUUAAUCCCACGAUUGGAGCAUCGUUUAUGACCAAGACUGUGCAGUACCAAAAUGAGCUUCACAAAUACCUUAUUUGGGACACAGCAGGACAAGAAAGGUUUCGCGCCCUUGCUCCUAUGUACUACAGAGGCUCUGCGGCGGCGAUCAUAGUGUAUGACAUCACUAAAGAGGAAUCAUUUCAGACUUUAAAGAACUGGGUGAAGGAACUUCGCCAGCACGGACCACCCAACAUAGUUGUUGCCAUUGCUGGCAAUAAAUGCGAUCUCUCAGAUGCCAGAGAGGUGACAGAGAAAGACGCCAAGGACUACGCUGACUCUAUUCAUGCCAUAUUUGUUGAAACCAGUGCCAAAAAUUCCAUUAACAUCAAUGAGAUCUUUAUUCAGAUAAGUCAAAGGAUCCCAGUUAUAGAUGGCGAAGGUUCUUCUGCGGUCAAGGGCUUCAAACUAAGACGCCAACCCGCAGAGUCGACCAGAGAGCGCACUUGUUGCUGACGUGGUCGUAAACGAUCCGGCCAAACCUUCAUCGACCCCUCAUUUUCCAUUAUUAACAAAGAAAAGUAGCAAAGGAUGAAUGUGAUGUCAUGGAGGAAGUUACGUAAUGUCCCUUUGAAGCCAACAAAAGAAGUUCGGUUAGGAUAUGCAAUUAGAUUUAUUCUCCCAGAUGCAGAGAAGGGAAAAGGCCUUCCUACACUUGUUGAACCUUAUCUUAUUCCUCUGCCCUGUUCAGAUGUCCCAAGGGAUCGAUUUCGGUUGUAGAUCGCUGCCCAGAAUGAGAUGGCAACAAAAACACCUGCUGAACGGAUCAGAUACUGUGCUGUCUUGCUUUCGCGCUCUCUCUUUCUCUUGUUCUUGUGCAAAUACUCUGAAAUGUGUGUCCUGCAAAGCCACUGUCUGCCUAUCUGCAUAUUUACAUUUUAGCAUUUGGUCCAAAUGCAAGCAUUCUUGUCUUCAUAUUUUUGCACUUCAUCGAUAAUAUAUAUUGUAUUUUUAUACAUAUAUAAAAGUGGUGACUCUCACAAAACCUGGUCACUCUAAAAUAACCCAAAAUCAAAGAAAAAGUGUUCAAUAUCACUAUAAUUUACACUUUAAAAGUGAAAGAAAAAUGAAGAUUAGUGGUAAUACUCCAAUACAUUGAGAUAAAUUAGCAGGAAAGCCUAAAAUUUUAUUUUAUAAUGAAAUGUGUAAAUAUAAGGCAUAUAUCAAAUUAAACAUAACAGUUUAACCUAUUUCUUAGUUAAUGGAUUGGUGGGACAGGUUUAGUCACUUAACAUUUGCAUAUUAACAUGUUUGCAUGUCAAUAUAGCAAUAGUGACAAUUUUACUUCAGUUUUAGAUGCCAUAUUACAGCCUGUUACUGGACUGUGUAGUUGAAAAAGACUUUUAUGUUUGCACUUAAAUGCAUUACAUUGGCUCACCAUUGUUACUGCUUGAAUUGCAUAUAUUAAGGGCAUUAAAGGGACAUUCCACUUUUUUUGAAAGUUUGCUCAUUUUCCAGCUCCCCUAGAGUUAAACAUUUGAUUCUUACCGUUUUGAUAUUACGCACUGCCCGAAAAAAGUCCCCUGCUAUUAAAAGUAACAAAGGGGACUAUUUUCGGGCAGUGAGUAAUAUCACUACACACUACAUCAGCAAAGUCACUGAUUAUUACGCCAGUUUGAGAGUAUAGUUCUUAGCCAUAUCUCCUAGUAAAAUCGCAGUUUUUAAUUUUCCGUCGGUCUUCAUACACAAUGUAACUACAGAAGAGUCAAGUUUUAAAUAGGAAAAAUAUUGAAACUCUUUGGUUAUUUUUUAGCACGAUGCUAAUGGUCUAAUCGGAUUCAAUGAAUUGUGCUAUGCUAAAAGUGCUAGCUCCAGACGCGGAGAUCAGCUGAAUGGAUUUCAAAAUGGUAAGAAUCAAAUGUUUAACUCUAGGGGAGCUAGAAAAUGAGCACAUUUUCAAAAAAAAGUGGAAUGUCCCUUUAACCUCCUAAGACCUGGAUGUCCACAUAUGUGGACAUGACAUUUUUUUGAUGUUUGCACCAUAAUACUUAAUUCUGUGUAGCUGGAACCUAUUUUACACAAACGUGGACAAUACACUGCUUCAUGUUCUCCGAAAACAAUUUGGUUAUUAUAUUUGUUGGUUCUUCCUAACCCCAAAAUAGUCUUAGGAGGUUAGCACUUCGUGAAAGUUGCCCAAACUUCUUGAUCGUUGAAACGUAGAGGUUUUAAAGUGUUAGAUAUGAUAACUCUUCCAACUGCUUACAUGUUUUCUGUUUUAGUAGUUUAAGGGAGUUGAAUGCCAGAAAUCUGGUAACACAUUUUUUACGUCUGAAUGUUUCUGAGAUUACCGUUUAACCAUUUGUGUUAGUUGGCAACAGGUCCGUUCAGAUCCCUUGCCAUUCUUAUAUGACAUUUUUACUGGAUCAUGUGAUUUUGCAAGGUCUUGCCAAAUGGCCUAAUGAUCUCAUAAACUUUUUACGCAAGAUAAGUUUUGGCCAUCACAUUCACCAUGAUUUAACUAUCUAAGUGAAUCUGGAAACUAGACCUGUUUAAAAAAAAUCAAGACUCUGAACCUCCAUACAUUAUGCUAUUCCAAAUAUUCUGCGUUUUACUGACUCCAAAAUGACUCUUUACUGGCUAAACUAAAGUACACUAACCUCAAGUUUUACCUGAAUGUUUCUUUAAAGGCGGAGUGCACAAUGUUUGAAAGCCAAUGUUGAUAUUUGAAACCACCUAAACAAACACGCCCCAACCCCAAUAGAAUCUGGACCUGCUUUUAAAAGACCCGCCCCACACAUACGCAACCCGGCAAGGAUGUCGGUUAGUAGACACGCUCCUUACUGCUGAUUGGCUAUAAGUGUGUUUUGGUAGUCGGCCCGUCUCCUUUUCCAAAGCGUUUUUCAAACAUUGUGCCCUCCGCCUUUAAGUCCUCUAAUGUUUAUUUUGUUGAAGAGGGGGGCGUCUUAUUUGAAUUGCUCAUUUAUCAAGCAUUUAUUAUUCACAAAUGUUAACUUAUGUUGGUAGAAAUGUUAAUAGAAAACAUUUACGGAGUUUGUUACAAUUUGCAUACCCACAAUGAUGAAGUUUAAAAUGUGCAAUGUACAGUACUCAAUGUCAAAUGUACUACAUAACACGUCUAACCACCUCUUAAUUGUCCUCAAAGAUAUGUGGAUUUUGUAGUAUGUAUUAUGUUCAUAGCAUUACAUAUUAACAUGGCAUGUUGUUUUGGCAAGGAGUGGCAGCAUGUUUUUAGUAUUUAAUUUAUCCUAUGAAACUAUAUGCAGUGUUGCCAAUGACUUUUAGGAUUCACAAGUGCAAUAACAAUAGAAAUUUCCCUGAAAAUGUUUUUGAGUUUAUUCAUGCCCCCCCCCCGACAGAUUUUUUUAAAAUGAAUUUUUAUCUUCACAAUAUUUUCAUUUGCUUCUUGUUAAGUAAAAAGAAUAGAACUAGCAGUACUUGGGCGGGGGGAGUGCACUUUUAAACAUUGCUUUGUAGUUUUGAUCUUUUUGAAAUAGCUUGCUUUGCAACUUUAUAUUCCAAAGCAGUCUUUAUUAAUGUACAUUGCAUAAUUGCCAAUGGAUUGUCCACUGUGCUUAGUAAAUAGUUUAUCACUCCUAAACUUCACCUUUUAAUGUGCUUUAUGCCGUGUAAAACUAUCUUGAGAAGGAAAACAGUCCAACUAAUGUCAUGUUUUUAUUAUACUUAUUAAAGGACCUUUACAACAUAUGGAAAUGCAUUAGACUAGAUGUCUUAUUCAGUGUAUGUCUCGUACAAAGCCUGUGAUCCACACUAAUGCUACAUGGCCAAGUUCUUGAAUUGUUAGCCAGCUGAAAAGCACUUGCAUAGUCUUUCUGUCCUCUUGCUUGGGAGUGCAGGUUUUGCUUUUGAACGAAACUACAUGCUACACUUAAACUGGACAGUAUGCUGUCUGGUUUUGGUUUAUGUGGUCUUUAGAUUGAAGAACAAUGCCAACAGUCUUGGGCUGGCCCUAAGAAAGUUGUGAAAUGUACUUGUAGAUACCACACAUUGUGUAAAUUAAAUAAUAUGUAGUCUUUCAGACCUUUCUGACAAACAAUAUACACAAAAGUAGUAUAAGUAUAAUUUAACCUGAUCAUUUAAUUAUUUGUUUACCAUUUAGCUUUUCUCUUUCAUUAUUUUGUCAUGCAAUGAAGGCUUGAAAAUAGCCAUUUGUGAAUGUGCAAAAGGGAAAUGUCUUUAUUAAUAAUAAAAUUAUGCAAAAUCCA
Molecule: messenger RNA, 4579 nt
Organism: Misgurnus anguillicaudatus (oriental weatherfish)
Lineage: Eukaryota; Metazoa; Chordata; Actinopteri; Cypriniformes; Cobitidae
Gene: rab22a
Product: RAB22A, member RAS oncogene family
Molecular function (GO): GTPase activity; GTP binding
Source: RefSeq, a predicted model, not a curated record